Cyprinodon tularosa is the source of this 1716-nucleotide messenger RNA. RefSeq lists its product as uncharacterized. The transcript is spliced from 5 exons. Gene Ontology annotation, molecular function: zinc ion binding. Bases 138 to 584 code for a protein of 148 amino acids. The record is from RefSeq and is a predicted model, not a curated record. NCBI's taxonomy places the organism in Eukaryota, Metazoa, Chordata, Actinopteri, Cyprinodontiformes, Cyprinodontidae.
GUGGGCAGGUUGAAGGUGAGGCUCAUAGAGGUAGAGGAGAGACAGGCUGUCAGCUUCAGUCACUCAGAAGUCACCAGGAGGAGCUCACCCACACACACACCUAUCUGCAUACUCACUGCAACACACUACCAAGAAAAAUGAGCGCAAGUGGAAAACAAGACCCCCCUCCCUACCUCAUACCAGUUGAAGGUCAGGGAUCUGGUGUGAAGGUUUACCAUGUGCACACCCCGUUCACCCCCCCAGAUCAUGAGCAGGCCGCCUCCGCCGCCUCUGUCACACCAGUUUACACCAGUGGUGGGGGAGGCAAUGGGGAGAACAAAAAUAAGUUUGUGAGUUACGAAUCGGGUCUGGGUCGUACAUCAGGCAUGACGACCUGCUCGAGCUGCCAACAGCAGGUCAUGACCAACGUCACCUACAAGGCAGGGACGUACGCCUGGCUCAUGUGUAUACUCUUCAUCUGCUGCGGGUUGUUCCUAUGCUGCUGCUUGAUUCCAUUCUUCAUGGACAGCUUCAAGGAUGCUUAUCACUCGUGCCCCCGCUGUAGCAGAGUCCUGCACAUUGAAAAGAAGCAGUGCUGUAAAUGAUAAACCACCAGGAGAGAUGGACCCAUAGAAAUAAAAAAGCACCAUCCUGUCAGCUUUGUCUGCCUCUGGAUCUCCUGAGAACCACAGAGCAGCAAAUCAAGUAUUCUCUUUGGACACAGACUCCCUUAUUUCUAUGGAUGAACCACUGGUUGUUGAUCAGACAAUAAACAACUUCUGCUCAGCUUUAGAAUAUUAACAGGCAUACUGGGACUAUUGCAAGACAUUUAAACACAGUAAAUAGAAAGAAAACAUCAACCUCUGGAAGGUAAAUCACUCCCCACAUUUAGAGAUCUGUUCUAUUUUUUACAAACCUUUUAUUAUGGUAUAAUGAAGACUUGUAUACAGAUUUUAAUGUCUCCCCACUUGGAGGGACUUUUGAACACCUUAUGAAACAAACCAAUACAACGAAGAAGAGUGGUUGUCAUGGUAGAAGAGUCCUUGAACAAUAAGUUUGUAUUGGUAUGUUUUCUGAAAGGUUUCUGCCCUAUAGACUCUGCAUUAUGAGUUCAACUGUAUAUUUUGUAUGUAUUUACACAUAAAAACACACUUUUAUUUUUACAUCUGUUUAAAGAAGUAAACUAUUAACCUGUUUUUUUUAACACACACACACCUAAAUAUCUAUAUAUAUAUAUAUAUAUAUAUUAGUGGGUGUGUGUGUACGCUACAAAUGAUAGGUUUUGACACACUUUUGGUCAUUCAAUAGGUUUUCUUUCUUUUUGGAUACAAUUUGCACAUAUUGAAGAAAGAAAUUGUGAAGAUGCAAUAUUUAAGACGUGUUUGGUAAUAAUUGAAAACAUUUUAUAUCAUAGAUCCACCAUAAUAGCCUCCUUUUGCUUUGCUGAGGCUCAGCUGAUCGCCAUGUUAAGUGGCUUACAGUCUUGAAGGAGUUCCUAGAGGCAGUCAUGACAAUAAAGACAAACUAUUGAAUAAGAAGGUGUGUCCAAACUGUUGAUUGUCAGUCUAUAUAAUUGAUCUUCUAUCUCUAUGAACCACUUGCUGCUAAAGGAAUAUGCUAAAAUGCUGGGACUCAGAUCCGUCCCUGUGGGAAACUGAGCAUGCUUGGACUUCCGUUAUUUACUGUAUCUGCUGGAAACUAUUGUUACUCCAAUUAAAAAAUAGAACAUAUGGAAAA